Ipomoea nil (Japanese morning glory) is the source of this 999-nucleotide messenger RNA. RefSeq lists its product as uncharacterized. Lineage: Eukaryota; Viridiplantae; Streptophyta; Magnoliopsida; Solanales; Convolvulaceae. The transcript is spliced from 2 exons. The record is from RefSeq and is a predicted model, not a curated record. The coding region runs from base 152 to 778 and encodes 208 amino acids.
GGCAAAGCAACAUUAUACUUUCCGUCAUACCAAGAUAUUGGAACAUUACAAACUCAAAUAAAAUCCCCCAAAACAACAUACAUUACAUUAUCAUCAUAUUAUCAUAUCAUAUCCUACAUACCUAUUUCAUAUUCCCUCACUAUCACCAGCCAUGUGCAAUCCACCGCCCUCAUCCUCUACUACAAAUAAAAAAAAGCAGGAUGAGAAGAAGCUGAAGGAUGUGCACGUGACGGCGCUGGACGGCGUGGUGAACGUGAACUCACUCUUCACCAUCGCCAUUUUCUUGGGGCUUGCGAUGGCGUCGCCGGGGCAGCUGAAGAGCCUCAACGUCCGGGAAGAGUGCCAGCCGGGAGCCAAAACCGCCAAGAUGCUCGUCGUCUUCGAGAUCCUCUCCUUCAGCUUCUUCCUCUUCUCCUCCCUCGUCGCCCAGUCCAUCAAGCUCUCCCUCAACCUCCAGCCCUCCUCCGAUCAGGCCUCCGAUCAGGCCGCCAACGAGAGGAGCUCCAGCGUGGCCGUCGACGAACACUUGUUGACGGCGGGAGUCCUCUUCUCGGCGAUGUCGUCGGUGGUGGGGUGCCUCUUCUUGCUGGUGUCUAUGGUGAAUGUGAUCGAGUUGAAGCUGGGAGUGCUUUCUUGCAUGGCCACGGCCACCAUUGUCAGCGUUGCGUUCUUGAUCCCCUUGUCGUUGGCCGGAAUACUCAUCUACGUUUUUGCGGCGAUCAACCGAUAUGUUAGACGUACCGGCGACAAAACCGCCGCCGGCCAACACGAAGCCUAGCUUUCCAAACUUUAAAUAAUUAUAUACUCUUUAAUUUCAUCAUACUUUCUUUUUCAACUAUAUACAUCUUUGUAUGGCUGUUUUUUUUUUUUUUUUUUGGUGUGUGUGUGUGAAUAAUUUGGUUCAACCAAUAAGGUUGAGAGUGAGAGAGAUCGAAUUAACGUGCGUGGCUGAUGAAUAAUAAGUUAAUAUUCAUUUUUAUUAUUAUUAUAUUUUGAUUU